UUAAAAAUAUUCGAUUAUUACUUCCCAAAUAAAAUUCGUUUUUUAGUUUUUAUUUUAUCUACCUACAUGGUUUUUAAAUUAAACGAUUUAUUCAUAAUACUGUAAUGAGUAUAUUCACGAGUAUUGUUGUUUUUAAUUAUACUGGCAAAAUGACAAAAGACUUAUCUCGAGAUGAAGCAUCUCGCUUACGACAAGAACGGUGGGAACAACACAUGCACGGUCUUUGCAUCCUUGACAAUCAUUUGAACGAUGAAAUGGAAAAAGCAUCACAUCGAUCAGCUGUCCUUAACCACUUGGUUGAUCAGACGAACAGAGUAAAAAACCUGUGGCAAGAAUUUCAACGACAGUCUGACAACGGGUGUGUACUAGAAGAUACUGCUGUACAAAUGGCUAUCGAACAACACGGCCUACAAAGUCAUCACUUUCAUCAACCCCAGUAUAAAAGAGUUGAAUCACAAUUGACUAGUAAACCACCUGAUAUUGAUUGUGAUGAUAUAUUCAACCAAGCUGUAUCAGCUGCGAUUGUAUCAAAUGGAUUGAUUACUGCACAACAUGAACAUUAUAUGUAAAUUUGUAUUUUAGUUUAGUUGUAUAGAUUUUAUUAUAAGAAUUUGAGUUAAUAAUAUAAUUUAAUUUUUGAUGAGUACAACUAAUAUUUUAAGAUUAACAAAACCUUGAAUUUAGAAAAUAAUUAUAAUCAUCUAACAAAAUUUAAAAAAGUACUCGUUUUAAAUUAAACAUAUAACAUUGGUUGUUUAAACUGAUAUGUAAAAAUAUUGUAUUACUUGAGAAAACUCUAUAAUAUGUGGUUUACCAAAUAAU
Messenger RNA from Adelges cooleyi (spruce gall adelgid), 822 nucleotides. RefSeq lists its product as uncharacterized. NCBI's taxonomy places the organism in Eukaryota, Metazoa, Arthropoda, Insecta, Hemiptera, Adelgidae. The transcript has 3 exons. The record is from RefSeq and is a predicted model, not a curated record. Bases 105 to 569 code for a protein of 154 amino acids.